AUGCGGGACAAGCAGCCGGGACAACAGGCGCGGCUGGAGAAAACCAGCAAAAUAUACAAACUGUCUCCGUACUUGGACGAAGCAGGUGUUAUUCGUUCUGAUGGAAGGAUAUCUGCUGCGACCGUCGCCGCGUCUGACACUAAGUUUCCAGUAAUAUUGCCGAAAGCCCAUCCAGUGACUAGACUGCUGGUUGAAUGGUACCACCAACGAUUUCUUCACGCCAAUGGCGAGACUGUCGUGAACGAAGUGAGACAGCGUUUCCACAUAUCGCAGCUGCGCCCGUUCGUGCGUAAGGUGACUAAAGAGUGCGCCUUGUGUAAAGUCAAGAAGCCAGGUCUGGCGACACCCCGAAUGGCUCCACUCCCGGCGGCCAGGUUGCAGGCGUACGUACGUCCAUUUUCCUACGUAGGCGUCGACUAUUUCGGACCGAUCGGCGUGCGGGUGAACCGAAGUAUUGCAAAACGAUGGGUAGCUCUGUUCACGUGUAUGACCACACGAGCAAUCCAUCUCAAAGUCGCUCACACACUUUCAACGGAAUCUUGCAAGAUGGCGAUCAGGCGUUUCAUCGGACGCAGAGGAGCACCUGUGGAGAUCCGCAGCGACAGGGGCACAAAUUUCGUGGGAUCGAGCAACGAACUUAAGCAGGAGAUGGGCAUAAUCGAGCGCCAGCUUGCCGAAACGUUCACCAACGCGAACACGAAAUGGGUGUUUAACCCACCUGGAUCACCUCACAUGGGUGGCGCCUGGGAGCGUCUAGUGCGGUCGGUGAAAACCGCUCUUGCUGCAAUGGAGUCCUCUCGAACGCCGAACGAAGAAACGCUGGCAACGUUGCUAGUGGAAGCUGAGAGUGUGGUCGAUUCGAGACCGCUAACAUAUAUUCCUCUGGAGACGGCGCAACAGGAGGCUCUAACACCGAACCACUUUCUUCUAAUGAACUCGAGCGGCGUAACGCAGACUCCGAAGACGCUUACGGAUCCAAGACAACCCUGCAGGAACGACUGGAAUCUAUGCCGUACAAUGGUAGAUCAGUUUUGGCGCCGGUGGGUGCGAGAAUAUCUUCCUACCAUCGCACGUCGUACCAAGUGGUUUGAGGAGACGAAACCGAUCGAGGUAGGAGAUUCGGUGAUCAUCGUGGAGGAGAAGAUAAGCAACGGAUGGAUUCGAGGACGUGUAGCCAAGGUCGUGGUGGGCCGAGAUGGGUGA
Messenger RNA from Topomyia yanbarensis, 1203 nucleotides. RefSeq lists its product as uncharacterized. Lineage: Eukaryota; Metazoa; Arthropoda; Insecta; Diptera; Culicidae. Gene Ontology annotation, molecular function: nucleic acid binding. The record is from RefSeq and is a predicted model, not a curated record. The coding region runs from base 1 to 1203 and encodes 400 amino acids. Gene Ontology annotation, biological process: DNA integration. The transcript has a single exon.